This is a messenger RNA of Penaeus chinensis, 1321 nucleotides long. RefSeq lists its product as uncharacterized. The transcript is spliced from 2 exons. Lineage: Eukaryota; Metazoa; Arthropoda; Malacostraca; Decapoda; Penaeidae. The coding region runs from base 43 to 1221 and encodes 392 amino acids. The record is from RefSeq and is a predicted model, not a curated record.
CUCGGAGGUCCUUUAGCUUAGCAGUGCCAGGCAGCCUCCCAGAUGAAUCCCCUCCGCCGCCACAUACAAGCGGCUGCCGUGAUGGCGAUGGCGUGUCUGGUGGUCGCUGGCGGCGGCUACGGUGCGCGCGGAGGCCGAAAGAUCGACGGCUCCUCCGGGGGCUUCGGAGUCGGUCUUGGCAGCGGGCACGGAGCGCACGGAGGGCACGGGGCGCACGGGCACGGAGUGCACGGAGGGCAUGGAGCGCACGGAGGGCACGAGGAGCACGGGCACGGAACACACGGAGGCCGCAGCAGCGGAGGCGGCAGCGUGGUCCGCGCCGUGCUCGUCGGCAAAGGAAUUCUCCCCAACAGCGCAAUCAAAAGUGGCCACGGCGGAGGCCAUGGCCAAGCCACCGUCUACAGCGCCUGGUCCAGCACCUGGCCCCUUUGGCCCUGGACCUGCUGGAAGGGACGACUUUGGCUCUGCAGAAGUCACCAGGCUUUGGCCCUGGCCCAGUUGAUAAUGCCAACUUUGGCCCUGUUCAAGCUGGUGGCGGCAGUUUCGGUCCCCUACAAGCUGUUGGCGCCAGCUUUGGCCCUGGCCCAGUUGACACUGGUAGCUUUGCCCCGGUUCAAGCUGGUGGCGCCAGUUUUGGCCCUGGCCCAGUUGACACUGGUAGUUUUGGCCCUAUUCAAGCUGGUGGCGCCAGCUUUGGCCCUGACCCAGUUGACACUGGUAGCUUUGGCCCUGUUCAGGCUGGUGGCGCCAGCUUUGGCCCAGGUCCAGUUGACACUGGUAGCUUUGGCCCUGUUCAAGCUGGUGGCGCCAGCUUUGGCCCUGGCCCAGUUGACACUGGUAGCUUUGGCCCUGUUCAAGCUGUUGGCGCCAGUUUUGGCCCUGGUCCAAUUGAUACUGCUGUCUUUGGCCCUGGCCCGGUUGACAGUGGUAGCUUUGGCCCUGUUCAAGCUGGUGGUGCCAGUUUUGGCCUUGGUCCGGUUGACAGCUUUGGCCCUGUUCAAUCUGGUGGUGCCACUUUUGGUUCAGUUGAGAGUGCCAGCUUUGGCCCUGUUCAAGCUGGUGGAGCAAGCUUUGGCCCUGUUCAAGCUGGUGGUGCAAGCUUUGGCCCUGGCCCAGUCGGAAGCUCCAACUUCGGCUCUGGCCGAGCUGAUACUGCUGGCUUUGGCCCGGGCUCAGCUGCCGUUGCUGGCUCCUCCGUUGCAAGCAACAACGUCGGUCUAGUUUCUUCCAGGACCGGAUCUGCUCAACCCAAAAGAGGCUACGGUUAUUAGUUGAGAAUCUUUAAUCCGACUGUAAGAUCACCAAUAAAUGAACCAGAUAA